CCCAUCCAUUCCUCCUUAAUCCACCCACCCAACGCUUCUUCAACUCCCAAGGAGCAUCCGUGAUUCAUCAUAUCUACAUAUACACAUCUAUCUAUCUAUCGUCUCUGCGAUUCUCCGUAUCCCCGCGAGAGUUCAGCUUCAGGUCGAUUCUCAAAGCGUUGCGAUCUUUGGUGACGCAACCUCUUCCACUCGUCUCCACCAAGUGCUACGGUCGACGUGACCUUUCGUGAGAUCUUUCAAAUCUAUCAAGACUCCUCACGUAGUCAACAUGUCUGGCAAGCUCGACCAGUCUCUCGAUGAGAUCCUCAGCAGCCGUCGGCAGGGUAAUGCUGGCCGCCGUAAUGCGCGUCGUCGCAGUGGUGGCGCGAAGGCCGCUGCCAGCGCUGCUCCGGUCGGAGGAGUGAAGAAGAACACCAAGGGUGCGAAGCCAGCAGGAAAGGGUGCGCCCACUGGACCUGCAGGAGUAUCUGGUGAGAGCAAGAUCAUGGUGAGCGGACUGCCACCGGACGUGAAUGAAGCCCAAAUCAAGGAGUAUUUCACAAAGUCAGCAGGCCCCGUCAAGCGGGUAAUGGUGACCUACAACCAGAAUGGCACGAGCCGAGGCAUCGCUCAGGUGACAUUCAGCAGACCGGACACUGCGGCGAAGGCCGCUAAGGAGUUGAACGGACUUCUCGUCGACAAGCGCCCGAUGAGAAUCGAAGUUGUCCUCGACGCCACUCGCGCCCCAGAGAUUCCUGCACCAAAGCCGCUCACUGAGCGUGUAGCUCAACCCAAGGCCCAGCCUAAGCCAGCUACUGCGACCAAGGCCAAUGGCACAGCUGCCCGCGGUCGUGGCCGUGCUCGUGGCCGUGGUCGUAAGCCCAACAACCGUCCGAAGCCGAAGUCCGUUGAGGAACUCGACGCGGAGAUGGUGGAUUACUUUGCCAGCACUGAGAAUAGUGCCCCUGCUGCUGAAGGCGCCGCUCCUGCUGCCACCAAUGGUGCUGCUGCGCAGCCAGCUACCAAUGGUGAUGACAUGGUGGCUGAGAUAUCUUAAACGACCGGUUUUCAUUGAAUGCGCUUGAACCAGCCUCUCAGCUCUGGAAAGCGAGCAUUGACUUACCUGUACUCUAAACCCCCAUUUUGUCCGUACGACUUCAGACUUCGCAACCGUUGUCAGAAACUCUUAUUGCAGUUGUUGUUGCUGGUCUUUUUAUUACAACCCCUGCGUCUGUUAUUUUUUACGGUUUAAGUUUAUGCGCUCGGUUUCACGUUGCGGGUUUUCGGCUAUUUGAAGGGAUGGGACAAAGGGAGAAUGUAUGUACUUUUUCACCCGAACUCA
Messenger RNA from Paecilomyces variotii, 1321 nucleotides. Its product is annotated as RNA annealing protein Yra1. The record is from RefSeq and is a predicted model, not a curated record. Gene Ontology annotation, molecular function: mRNA binding. The transcript is spliced from 6 exons. NCBI's taxonomy places the organism in Eukaryota, Fungi, Ascomycota, Eurotiomycetes, Eurotiales, Thermoascaceae. The coding region runs from base 269 to 1036 and encodes 255 amino acids. Gene Ontology annotation, biological process: mRNA export from nucleus. Gene Ontology annotation, cellular component: nucleus.